Messenger RNA from Enterobius vermicularis (human pinworm), 1392 nucleotides. The record is from the annotation of a GenBank genome assembly. Lineage: Eukaryota; Metazoa; Nematoda; Chromadorea; Rhabditida; Oxyuridae.
AUGGCAUCAGAAAAACGGAUUGGUUGGGUUGUUACAGCAUUUUUUAUUGUGGCCGAUAUGGUUGGCAGUGGUGUUGUCGCUAUGCCUGUCGCUUUCCUAAAAACAGGUCUAAGUCUUGGUGUAGCAUUGAUGCUUGUGAUAUCAAUAAUAUUUGCAUAUACAGCACAUCUGCUUGGCCAAAAUUGGGUGAUUCUGCAAGAACGAUGGCCAAUUUAUAGGAGUCAUUGCAGAAAACCAUAUGUGGAAAUUGCAUUACGUAGUAUGGGCAAAAAUAUGAAGGUUGCUGCAUCACUGAUAGUCUACAUAACCCUGUUUGGUACAGCUGUUGUGUAUAUCUUGUUGUCCACAAAGAUAUUUGAUUACUUCCUGUAUUCUUAUCUGAAUGCUAGACUGAAUUUCUGCUAUCUGCUAUGCAUUGUAUCGUUGGCAAUAAUGCCGCUUACCUAUCUCAAGUCUCCAGCACAUUUCUGGGGUGUAAUUGUAUUUGCUAUGCUUUGUACAAUUCUUGCUGUAAUUCUAAUUGCAAUGGGAAUCGGUGAAGAUGCAUCUACAUGUCAUCCGGAAGUUAAUUAUCCAAUUUUUUAUCUUCCAGAUGCUAUACUUGGGUUUGGCACAUUUCUUUUCGCAUUCAGCGGUCAUCAUUGUUUUCCAACAAUUCAAGCUGAUAUGAAAAAUGCUAGAGAUUUUUCCAAAUCAGUAAUUGUUGUGGUUGCCAUACUGUAUAUGCCACUCUCCGUUUUUGGUUAUGUGGUUUACGGUGACAGUAUGAGGGAUUCUGUGAUAGAUUCAGUGCAAAUGCCAUGGAUUCGAGAAACUGCUAAUUUGGCAAUUGCAGUACAUUGUAUCCUAACGUUGAUUAUUAUGGCAAACCCGCUGAGUCAACAAAUUGAAGAAUUCUUUAAAUUCUGUUCAGAUAAUUUAUCACCAUUUGGUGUAGAACGAGUCUUGAUAAGAUCAGGAUUAUUAGCACUGAUGCUAUUUUGCGCACUAACAAUUCCUGACUUUGGGCCGUUUAUGAACCUAGUUGGAAGUACCACAAUCCCGGCUGUUUGUGCAGUUUUGCCCUGUAUUUUUAACCUCUACCUGAAUGCUGCAACAUUUGAUAAGAAACGGAACGAUUAUGUCGCUCCAAUUUUAAACACUGGCAAAAAAAUUAACAGAACAUUAGUCGAUAAAUUUUCAGGGUUAGCAAUAGGCGUUGGCCUUAUAGCAGCAUACUUGUCACUAAACGACAUUUUCAAUGUCAAUUUCACUCCACCAUGCUAUUUACGCUACAUCUUUCCAUCGAAUACCUCAGUAAUGGAAGAAAUGCAAGUGAACUGCUGUGGACGCUAUCGUAAUCUGAAUCGAUUUGCGAACGGCACGGAUUUAUGUCGUCUACGAGAAAUUUGA